UUUACUUUGUCGUCACAAUCAAGCGCCAUAUUGCUUCCGCUUCAGCGUAAUUUUUUUCUGUCAGGUUGCUAAGACCGACUCUGCAGAAAUGCUUUCCAAAAUAAUCGGACAGAAAUAUAUUCAAAUUGGAAAGGCGUGGGUCCCUACGCUAGCUGCAUGGGGAGGUGUCGGAGGCAUCGCAGUUAUCCACUUUACAGACUGGCGAUUGAUCCUGGACUAUGUGCCCUACAUAAACGGAAAAUUCAAGAAGGAAUAGGUGUGUGCAAAUUUCUAGGUCCAACAUUCUGCUGCUGAGUGAAAGAUUGAGACGGACAUCCCAACCCGGAGAUUCAUGGCCACAGCUCCACCACAUGCAACGGGCUCAUCAUCAUCUUUCUUCUGUUUAACAGUGCUAAUAAAGCCGUGAUUUAUUUCUGGGACAGUCCAUCUUUUUUUUUUGUUGUUGUUGUAAAUGUAACAUAAAUUGAUUUCUUGUGAUACAAAUGAAUUCUGGCCCAAUAUAAAUUACAACACUGAACAACUAGCUACAUGAUGGAUUGUAUUUCUAAAUCAUUUUUUUGAAUAAACCAUUCAAUGAUGAUCAUCUACAA
Clarias gariepinus (North African catfish) is the source of this 590-nucleotide messenger RNA. It is a transcript of the gene uqcr11, whose product is annotated as cytochrome b-c1 complex subunit 10. Gene Ontology annotation, biological process: mitochondrial electron transport, ubiquinol to cytochrome c. The transcript has 3 exons. Lineage: Eukaryota; Metazoa; Chordata; Actinopteri; Siluriformes; Clariidae. Bases 89 to 256 code for a protein of 55 amino acids. Gene Ontology annotation, cellular component: mitochondrial inner membrane. The record is from RefSeq and is a predicted model, not a curated record.